AUGUACGAGUUCCAACGUCCUGCCAACUUUCCCGCCAUCCGAUAUACCAUCGUCCGUCGAAUUAAUGAACAAAGGAAAAAGCAAAAGGACACUGAACGCUACCUCUCCUCUACCACAUCUUGCCCUACCAACGGCCUUCCAUCACCUCCAGUAGACCACGACGACAUGUUCAAGCAAGAAGAUACUACCACCACUACCACUACCACUCCUACUACUACUACUACUACUACUCUUGCAACCUCGACUCUUGUUGAACUAUCAGGCACUCCCUCAUCCGGUAAUAGCUGUGCAAGCUCACCGCGAGAAUCCCACCAUGUCAUGGAUGAGAAAGCGAUCCGAGACAAGAUUCAGGAGCUACAAAACGAAAAACAUGAGCUCUUUCAACUCAUGAAGAACCUGCUAUCAAAGCAACAACAACAGCAGCAACAACAAGAGAUCCAACAACAACAACAACAGCAAAUCAAGAUGGUGGAAGAUCACCCACCUCCUCCACCUCCACCAACAUCAUCAUCAUCACAUUCAUCAUCAUCAUUAUCCAUAUCAUCAUCAAGAGUAGCACCACCACCACCUGUUGUGAGCACAAGUAGUACUAGCAGCAGCAGAAGCUCAAGUUCUGAAAGGUCACCAUCACCACAGACACCACCAGUUCAAGAGCAAUCAUCACAGCGGAUGCCUCCUUUAACAUCCUUGUCAUCAUCAUCAUCAUCUUCUUCUUCUCAGCAUAUGCGUUCAUCAUCUUUGGACCAUCAUCGAUCUUUUCCACCUCAUCCACACCCACCACCAAGAUACAUGCCUUAUCAUCGAAGAGCUCCCCCGUUGGCACCUCCUCGCUAUUACAGCAGUAGAUAUGGUGGUACCAGUGGUGGUGGUGGUGGUAGACCCAUGAAUGGUUUUUCAUCGCCUUCUUAUCCUCCUCGACGCGGUCCAAUGCCGUAUAAUCCUUCAAGGGCACCUUCUCCAGCCCUGAGAGCAACAUCCUAUCGUCCUUCAAGGUCGCUUUCCGACAGACAUAUUCCAAGAUAUUGA
Molecule: messenger RNA, 1026 nt
Organism: Lichtheimia ornata
Lineage: Eukaryota; Fungi; Mucoromycota; Mucoromycetes; Mucorales; Lichtheimiaceae
Exons: 2
Coding region: 1-1026 (341 amino acids)
Source: RefSeq, a predicted model, not a curated record